AUGAGUUCUGGACGAGCGAUUGUGUGCCAUGAUACGCAUGCCAAUGGCGGAUGGAAGAUGGAGGAGGUGGGCGUGAGGAAGCCGGGUGAGGGCGAGUUGUUGAUCGAGAUGGUGGCAUCUGGUGUCUGUCACACGGAUGUGUUGAUUGGCGAUCUUCCGGGAGGUGAUAUUGACACUUGCGUGAGCCCCAGAGUACUCGGGCACGAAGGCUCCGGAUACGUCAAAGAAGUCGGCAAGGGAGUGACGGUGGCGAAAGCUGGCGAUCCAGUGCUGCUCUCGUUUGCCUUCUGCAAGUCCUGCGAGCUUUGCAAGGCGGACCAUGUCUCGAAUUGUAACAAGUUCAUGGACUUGAACUUUGGCGGGCCAUACAAGGAUUUCCAUUUGGCUUCCAAGGGCGGCGAGCCCGAGGCCGGUGGUGGGUUCUUCGGACAGUCAUCCUUCGCGAGCCUCUCCGUAGUCCGGGAAUGCAGCGUAGUCAACGCCAAAGAUCUCGUUCGCGACAAGAAGGAGCUUGAGCUUUUCGCACCUCUGGGUUGCGGCAUCCAGACUGGGUCAGGGACAGUGAUCAAUGCCGCCAAAGCAACAAAGGAUGACAUCGUCUUGAUUCUUGGUCUGGGUGGCGUGGGUCUUAGUGCCAUCAUGGGCGCAAAAGUCCAAGGGUGA
Molecule: messenger RNA, 663 nt
Organism: Recurvomyces mirabilis
Lineage: Eukaryota; Fungi; Ascomycota; Dothideomycetes; Mycosphaerellales; Teratosphaeriaceae
Exons: 4
Coding region: 1-663 (220 amino acids)
Biological process (GO): formaldehyde catabolic process
Cellular component (GO): cytosol
Molecular function (GO): S-(hydroxymethyl)glutathione dehydrogenase [NAD(P)+] activity; zinc ion binding
Source: RefSeq, a predicted model, not a curated record